GGUGGGGAAUAUCCCUUUCCUUCGUCUCUCCCCCUCCGGUCUUAGGGUGAUACAGACCAAAGAUUAGACAGUGGUGUUUUCCUGAGUUGUUACUAAUAGCUGAACCUAAAGCCUUGAAUUGGGGUCACGGUGGCGCGAUCUUCUCACUUUCUUACUCCGGCUUCUUCUACAACCUGAUGCGAGACUAGAUCUCUUAGCAAAUGCUGGCAAGAAAAUGGCCUGCACAAUAGAAAAGAUCUUGACAGAUGCAAAGACAUUGCUGGAAAGGCUGAAAGAUCACGACAACGCUGCUGAGUCGCUCAUUGAUCAGUCCACUAUGUUGCAUAAGAAAGUAGUAGCCAUGAAAGAAGCUGGUUCAACUCUUUCACACAAGUAUCAAGAAGAUGCAGCUGAACUAAAGGAUCUCUCUAAAUACAAACCUCACAUUCUCUUAUCUCAGGAAAACACUCAGAUCAGAGAUCUGCAACAGGAAAAUAGAGAGCUAUGGAUGUCUUUGGAAGAACAUCAAGAUGCACUGGAACUUAUUAUGAGCAAAUACAGAAAACAUAUGCUGCAGCUCAUGAUGAAAAGAAAAGAUGUAGAUUCUCAAUCCGUUUUGCAAGUACAUCAAACUCAGUCUGAGGAGAUUGAGAGUCAGAUUGACAUAAUCUGUGAAAUGGGAGAGGUUAUGAGAAAAGCAGUUAAUGUUGACAGUGAUCAGUAUUAUAAAGUACAAGAAAAGCUAGCACAGUUAGAGCUUGAAAAUAAAGAGUUACGAAAAUUAUUAUCAAUCAGUAAAGAAUCUGUUGAAGUGAGGCAAGAAUUACUUGAUGUUGCAACUGAAGCUACAAAACCUCAGUCCUGGAACAGUUGAUCCUGGAAAUUGGAAACUCUACUGUAGGAAUAAGUAUGCUUCCUCUCUGAGCUUUCCUUUAAUUCCCUUUAGUCUUCUCUUGGAAACCAUUCCAAGCUUGUUACUAUAUUGUAAAUUCUGUGCUUGGGGGGAUAUUGUAAUAUCCUCUUCUUUGAUUAAGAUUUGGUUUGCUUAAUCAUGCAGAAGAAUGAAAUAAAUGUUUUCUUUGGGUUAUCCAUGAUUUUAGAAAUCUCAGUAGGAUACAGCAAGGGUCAUCUUUACUUUUCUAGUGUGAGCAAAUAACAUUAAAGUCUUAGCAUGACUUAAAUUGCAUUGGAAUUCAGUUCUUAAAUAUAUUUAGGAUGCACUAUUGUACAAAGCUUAGGCACUCCUUAAUGCUAGAAUUUCUGCUUCUAGCAUUGUUUUUGGUGCUGCUUUUAUUGUAUCAUUUAAAAAUAUACUGUCAUAUUACGUAUUUCUUACUAUCAACAAAGUCACCCAGGGUCACCUUGUAGGGGAGUUAAAAUUUAGCAUAGAAAUGUAAUAAAUAAAAUAAAUAAAUACCGAAAGUAACACAUAAUGCCAAAGUGUUCUUUGAGUCCUCAUGCCUAUGACUAUUUCAUACAAGAGAUGUCUCUGUGGGUUAUAACAAAGUCUGGUAUUUCUGCCUACCUAGAACGUUCAAUGAGUACAAUAAUCCAUUAUGGGGCAUAACCUCAUUAGUCCUUUUUCUGUCUAUGUCAAUAUCUACUUGAUCAAGGAAUCUAAUUUCUUAUAGCCACAUUAAGCCACUGUGCAUGGAUGUCAGGAGGGAGAGAUAUGUGGAAACAAGUCUCUGUUAUAUCCUAUAGAUUACUCUGUGUGUAGGCAUUUGCACAAAUAUGUCAUACAUAUUAUUCCUGUAAAAGAUGAGGUUUACUUUUUUGCAAGCACCUGCCAAUAUUUUAAAAAUUAUUUUCCUUGAAAGAUUGAUGAUUGAAGAUAGAUAUGCCUAAUAUUUGUUAAUAUUGUUCUAAAGUAUACAACUUAGAAAUGUCUCUUUUAAAAUUUCUUGGGUAUCCAUUCUCUGAUGGUAAAAAAGAAUCUAUGAAAUGUAUACAUAUUGUGCACAUUUAUUUUUGCUGUCCUGGUUUAACUAAGUUUUAGGAAUAUAACUAAAUAGUCAAUUUUGCCAGUUUCCUUCUUGCUCCAUAUGUUUGGUGGAAAGGAGUGAUAGGCUAAUUGAUCAAAUUCAUCUGGGGGUAUUUUCAGGUUUUCACAUUGAAAAUUUUACUUUAAAGGCUGAGCAGAUAAAAAAAAAUUCUUAAAAUGUGGGCCCUAUUUGCUGAACAAAUUCAGUAUCUUUGCAGCGUUAUGCCUUAAAUAUAUGCCUUCGGUGCUGUCUUCAGAAUCAAUAAGCUCUUGUAAUGAACUGCAAUUUGCCCAGUCUUUGUAUAGGCUUUGAAUUAUUUACAUCCUGUAGGAUGUAAAUUUAAUUACCUACAGAGGUGUUGUAUUAUUGUUUACCGUCUUAACAGCCUAUUCUAUUCAGUAAAUUAAAAAUAUUAUCUUUA
Molecule: messenger RNA, 2385 nt
Organism: Ahaetulla prasina
Lineage: Eukaryota; Metazoa; Chordata; Lepidosauria; Squamata; Colubridae
Gene: SIKE1
Product: suppressor of IKBKE 1
Exons: 6
Coding region: 215-853 (212 amino acids)
Source: RefSeq, a predicted model, not a curated record